Messenger RNA from Somion occarium, 1326 nucleotides. Lineage: Eukaryota; Fungi; Basidiomycota; Agaricomycetes; Polyporales; Cerrenaceae. The record is from the annotation of a GenBank genome assembly.
AAAUUAGCAGCUCGAUGUUCUCACUCCUGACAAGGGAAGACGUCCAUAUCUGCAUUCACUCAUCUGCGUCCUUUGAUAGGUGCACGUAUCAUGCCUGAACUGCUGUGCACUUACCAAGCGCUAUUCGCGAUCUAAUAAGUUCACCUCGCUGGGUGGCUCCAACAUGUCUGGUCCAGCACUUUCAUUGUCUACUGUUAACCCCCUCGGAAAACCAACUGACGCCGAGGGGCAUCCGGACGUGCCUUACGAACCUUUGACUUCGGAGGAACAGUCUCAGAGCGACGACAUGCCUCUCAAGGAUACAUACGAAAUGUCAGAGGGAAGACCAGGGGAUGCUGUAGCUCAGCUUGCUGCUAUUGCCUCUGUCGGCAUAUUCCUUGCGGCCACUUGGCUUGUUGCCCUUGUCGACCCGUCAUCCUACGGGAUUUUCACUUUGCACCCUCUUUUGAACAGUCUUGGAAUAGCACUAUUCACAUAUGGCAUUUUGACACUGCAGCCUACAUCAAGACCCAAGACGAAGGCUGCUGGACUUGUCCGUCACCAGCUGACCAUAUUUGCCCUAGGAUAUCCUCUUCUCAUUCUAGGCACUUCGGCUAUCUUCUAUAACAAGUACAGGCACGGAAAUGCGCACUUUACUACAUGGCAUGGGAUGUUCGGUAUCAUCACCCUAGCACUAUCCAUCCUGCAGAUCGGUCUUGGUGCUGGGAGUGUCUGGUUUGAUGGGUGGCUGUUUGGUGGUAACCCAAGAGCCAAGUUUGUAUGGAAGUACCACCGGCUCCUUGGUUACAUCACUUUCCCGCUAUAUUUGUUUACCGCAUAUCUAGGUGGUGCAUGGUCAAAUUGGUCCGUGAACCACAGCGCGUUUGUCGUGCGCUUGUUUGCUUAUUGGAUCGCGCCGCUGGUCCUCACAGUGGCCGUCUUUGCGAGGAUCAGGACGUCAAAGAUAAAUUUCGGUUUCUGAUAGACUUCCUUCAUCGUGUGUCGCUUCUAUCUAAUGGAAUUUACUGCUCCAUCGGUCUGAGUAACAUUUGGUUGACCUGCCCCGAAUACUGUUGUGCUUGCUGAGGCAGCCGUUGACAAUUGCAUCGCAACAACCCGCUCAGACCGUUCAAGACAUCGCUCGGGGUUCCAACUCAAAUAGGAUGUCCUCCGAUAUCUUCGGCAAGAAUCAUUGCUCGGGAUGUACCUGCAGGUCCUAAUCUUAUUCCCGUAUUUCAAAUCUGUUUAAGUACCUGCCUGGAACGUCCAAUACCCUCCUUUCUGUUCUCGCACAUUUGGGUUCUUGUAUAUGCGAACGACACAUUAAUGCGGGACGGGUCACCGCUU